AUGCCACCUACCAAAUCUUCAUACAAGGAGAGUCGGCAGUACAGCGAAGGAACGCUGCCACUCUCCGAAGCACCAACUGCGACCAAUUCGAUGCGAGACGAAUCCCGACAUGCCAGUGUUGACACACUUGACGAACCCAACUGGCCGCAGUCAUGGCGUGCCUAUGCCUGUCUGCUGGGCUGCUUCUUUCUCAUGUUCAACUCGUGGGGUCUUGUCAACGCCUACGGCACGUGGUCUUCGUACUAUGUGGGCCACUCACUGCGAGGUGUUGACCAGCUCGAACUGAACCUGAUCGGAUCGACUCAGUCCUUCAUUGUGCUCCUGCUUUCCAACGUCGUUGGACGCCUCUUGGAUGCGGGGCACUCACGCAAAGUCAUCGGCUGUGGCACUUUCCUUGUGCCCUUUGGGCUUUUCAUGCUCUCUGUCGCACACCCCAGCGAUGUUGAGGCCAUUGGAAGCUUCGGUCCAAUCUGGGCAACCCAAGGCCUCGUAGUGGGCUUGGGCAUGGGAACCUUCUUUGUCUCCAGCUCUCAAGUUGCUUCAACAUGGUUUCCCAAGCGCAGAGGUCUAGCUGUAGGCUAUGUCGCCUGCGGUGCCAGUGUAGCAGGCGUGAUCUACCCCAGCAUGCUCCGCUUCCUGAUUCAAUCGGUCGGUUUCAACAAUGCAGUACGCUAUGUCGCGACUCUCACCUCAGUGACCUGCAUCUACUCUUUCAUCUUCUGCACUCCAGACCCAGCCCACGAGCACCACGAGCCGAAGAGUUGGGGCAAGCUGAGGACUUGGUUCGAUACCGAGGCCUUCAAGAACAAGGCUUGGUGCUGGUUCACUGCAGCCGUGGCCUUUAUGUUCUUUGGUUUCUACCCAGUCUUCUUCAACCUUGAAGAGUGGGCAUCAGUGCGUGGCUUUGGCACCCGCGACCGUACCGGCUCAUCAGUAAGCCCUGCCGACACGACCGACAAACCCCUUCAAACCUUCUGGCUCCUAGUCAUCAUGAACGGAGCUUCGACUGUCGGACGGAUGCUCCUCGCUCACUUCUCGGACAAGGUCGGCGCCCUCAACAUGCACAUCGGCUCCCAGUUCACCGCAUCUAUGCUCACACUGGUUCUCUGGACACUAGCUGGAUCAGAGACCGAUGCUAUUGCCUUCUGCGUCGUCUUCGGUAUCUUCUCCGGCAUGGUUAUCGGCCUUCCUCCUGCGUCCAUCGGCAACAUUCUCAACUGCUCCUACACCGCGCCUGGCACUACUCACUUCGCAAAGAAGAAGCUUGGUCACUGGACUGGUAUGAUGUACACAUUUGCUGCCAUCCCAGCUCUCGCCGGUCCCGUCAUUGCUGGUCAUCUCAUCACACAAUACAACACCUACAUCACCGUCCAGAUGUGGUCCGGUGCCAACCUGAUGCUCUCAUGUAUCUGCAUGGCCGUAUCCCGGUGGUAUCUACCAUGCGACAACGGCGAACAUGCGAAGGAGGCAAUCGCGCGCAGACUGAGUAAAGCUGAGACAACCGAGAAGCGCAGGGCCAGUGACCCCAAUUCACCUGACCCUCUAUCACAGGCCCCUACCCGAGUGCCCAGCAACGCAGGCUCACUGCGUACUUCUUCUGACACCCAAAAUGAUGCUGGCAGGAUGGUUUAG
Molecule: messenger RNA, 1632 nt
Organism: Alternaria incomplexa
Lineage: Eukaryota; Fungi; Ascomycota; Dothideomycetes; Pleosporales; Pleosporaceae
Exons: 3
Coding region: 1-1632 (543 amino acids)
Biological process (GO): transmembrane transport
Cellular component (GO): fungal-type vacuole membrane
Molecular function (GO): transmembrane transporter activity
Source: RefSeq, a predicted model, not a curated record